AUGUCGGUACCAUACAAGAUCGAGGCAUCGGAGGAGUUGCUCCUGGGCGGUACACAGGGCGAGCAGCAGCCCAGAGCUAGUGAGAGGAUCCCAAUCAUUGCUCGACCAUUCGUCAGCGACAGGGCGAAGAAGACCUUGGACAUUGUCGAGAAGUUCGUCGAGGAGGAAUGUAUCCCAGCCGACAGCAUCUACGCCCAGCAGGUCGGCGAGGGCGUCGUGAACCGCUUCUCUGCUCACCCACCAAUUCUGGAGGACCUCAAGAAGCGAGCACAGGAGCUUGGACUAUGGAACAUGUUCCUGCCCAAGAAUCACUUCAAGGAGGGCGCAGGUUUCAGUAAUCUGGAGUACGGUCUAAUGGCAGAGCACCUUGGCAAGAGCCAUAUUGCCUCCGAGGCUACCAACUGUGCUGCGCCGGACACUGGUAAUAUGGAGGUGUUCGCAAAGUACGGCACCCAAGAGCAGAAGGACAAGUGGCUCAAGCCGUUGUUGGCUGGCAAGAUUCGAUCAGCUUUCCUGAUGACAGAGCCGGACGUUGCCAGCUCAGAUGCUACCAAUAUCGAGCUUUCGAUCAAGAAGGAAGGUAACGAAUAUGUGCUCAAUGGCUCAAAAUGGUGGUCAUCUGGUGCUGGUGACCCUCGCUGCAAGAUCUACAUCGUCAUGGGCAAGAGUGAUCCAAACAACUCGAGCCCCUACAAGCAACAGUCCGUCAUCUUCGUCCCCGCUGAGACUCCUGGUAUCACAAUCAAGCGCAUGCUCUCAGUAUACGGCUUCGACGACGCACCACAUGGUCACGGGCACCUUGUCUUUGACAACGUUCGCGUACCUACCAGCAGCAUCUGUCUAGGUGAAGGCCGUGGCUUCGAGGUCAUCCAGGGUCGUCUUGGCCCAGGCCGUAUCCACCACGCUAUGCGCUCUAUUGGUGCUGCCGAGAAGGCGCUCGAGUACUUCUUGGCCCGCAUGAACGACCCGAGGAAGAAGCCGUUCGGCAAGCAACUACAUGAGCACGGAGUCAUGCUCGAGCGUGCUGCCCGCAGCAGAGUCGAGAUUGAUGCUUCGCGUCUGCAAGUCCUCAAUGCUGCCAUCAUGAUCGACUCCAAGGACGCCAAGUUCGCUCUCAAGGAGAUCGCAGAGGCCAAGGUGCUUGUUCCUGACAUGGCACUCAAGGUCAUCGACCGUGCUAUCCAGGCAUACGGUGGCGCGGGUGUCUGUCAAGAUACACCUUUGGCCAACAUGUGGGCGCAUGGCCGGACGAUGCGCAUCGUCGAUGGUCCUGACGAGGUCCAUCUUAUUCAGCUAGGGAGGAACGAGAACAAGAAGGGCAAGUUUAUGCAUCAGAAGAUUGAGUGGCAGAAGAAGAAGUCGGAGGAGAUGGCGAGGAGUUAUGGGAUCGAGAAGAGGGAUGUGCUGCAGCUUGAUAGGCAGCAUAGCAAGGCGAAGUUGUAG
Molecule: messenger RNA, 1443 nt
Organism: Recurvomyces mirabilis
Lineage: Eukaryota; Fungi; Ascomycota; Dothideomycetes; Mycosphaerellales; Teratosphaeriaceae
Exons: 2
Coding region: 1-1443 (480 amino acids)
Biological process (GO): fatty acid beta-oxidation using acyl-CoA dehydrogenase
Cellular component (GO): cytoplasm
Molecular function (GO): acyl-CoA dehydrogenase activity; flavin adenine dinucleotide binding
Source: RefSeq, a predicted model, not a curated record